Molecule: messenger RNA, 498 nt
Organism: Cutaneotrichosporon cavernicola
Lineage: Eukaryota; Fungi; Basidiomycota; Tremellomycetes; Trichosporonales; Trichosporonaceae
Exons: 4
Coding region: 1-498 (165 amino acids)
Biological process (GO): translation
Cellular component (GO): ribosome; cytosolic large ribosomal subunit
Molecular function (GO): large ribosomal subunit rRNA binding; structural constituent of ribosome
Source: RefSeq, a predicted model, not a curated record
AUGCCUCCCAAGUUCGACCCCUCCGAGGUUAAGAUCAUCUACCUCCGUGCCGUCGGUGGUGAGGUCGGUGCCUCUUCGGCGCUUGCCCCCAAGAUCGGUCCUCUUGGUCUCUCGCCCAAGAAGGUCGGAGAGGACAUUGCCAAGGCGACUGGCGACUGGAAGGGUCUCCGUGUGACCGUCCAGCUCACCAUCCAGAACCGUCAGGCUGCCGUCUCGGUCGUUCCCUCGGCCUCGUCGCUUGUCAUCAAGGCGCUCAAGGAGCCCCCCCGUGACCGCAAGAAGGAGAAGAACAUUAUCCACUCGGGUAACAUUCCCCUUGACGAGAUCUACAACAUUGCCCGCAAGAUGGCCCACAAGUCGAUGGCCAAGGACCUCGCUGGCGGUGUUAAGGAGAUCCUCGGGACGGCUCAGUCGGUCGGCUGCACCGUCGACGGCCGCCCGCCCCACGACGUCAUCGAGGCUAUCGACGACGGCGAGAUCGUCGUUCCCGACGAGUAG